Messenger RNA from Hippocampus comes (tiger tail seahorse), 1976 nucleotides. Its product is annotated as prostaglandin D2 receptor 2. The transcript is spliced from 2 exons. Bases 395 to 1789 code for a protein of 464 amino acids. Lineage: Eukaryota; Metazoa; Chordata; Actinopteri; Syngnathiformes; Syngnathidae. Gene Ontology annotation, cellular component: plasma membrane. Gene Ontology annotation, molecular function: G protein-coupled receptor activity; complement receptor activity. Gene Ontology annotation, biological process: phospholipase C-activating G protein-coupled receptor signaling pathway; positive regulation of cytosolic calcium ion concentration; complement receptor mediated signaling pathway. The record is from RefSeq and is a predicted model, not a curated record.
CUCCAAGGGAAACGGCCCCUACAAUGUGGCCCGCGACAAAAAUGAGUUUGACACCCCUGGUGGAAUCAUUAUUUUCUGUGAAAAAAUAUCAUCCUGUAGUUGGAUUUCACAGCCAGACUUCCAUUAUUACUUUUGCUUUUGAUAACCGAGUAAAUUGAGUCGCAAGUGUUGUGUUGUGUGCAUUCUCUAAGUGCGCUGUACAAAUAAUGAGUCAUCACAUACCAAGUCAGGUAUGUGGUUUGUCAACACAGAAACAGGCUUUGACACAUUUGAAUCAGAACAGAAACAAGGCACUUAUAUAUAUGAAUAUGGAAUUUUUUUUUAAAGAUGAUGUGACAAAAAAAGUUGUGCAACCCGAGGACAGACACUUUGUUGAUGUGUCAGUCUACUUCCAAUGCCCAGUGUAGGAGAACCUAUGUACCAAUUAGCCCGUCAAAAAGCACUAAUGUCCAACACAACCUUCACCUCCAAUGCCUCGGGGCAACAACAUUUUUGUCCCCUGCUGCAGCUCAUGCAUGAGCAUUCCCUAAACAACCACACCAAGACCAACUGGAUAGUCGUUUGCUUCCACGGCCUGCUCUCCUGUUUCGGGAUUUUGGAGAACGCCCUGAUCCUUUGGGUCGUGGGAUUCCGUCUGCAGCGUCGUACCGUGGCCUCCGUCUGGGUGCUCAAUCUGGCGAUGUCUGACUUCCUGGCCACUCUGACACUUCCUCUCUUCACGCUCUACCUUGCCUCCUCCCACAGUUGGGAGCUCGGCAAUAUCCUCUGCAAAAUACAAGCGUCCAUCUUUUUCUUGAACAUGUUUGUGUCUGCCUUCCUACUGGCAGCCAUUUCACUGGACCGCUGCAUUCUGGUCACCAAACCGGUGUGGUGCCAGAAUCAUCGAUCCGUGGCAAGAGCGUGGAAGGUGUGUUUACUGGCUUGGCUGUGGGCAGCAAUGAAUACAUUUCCUUACUUCCUGUUUCGCUCAGUGACUGAGACCAGGGAUAAAAGGAAACUGUGCUACCAUAAUUUUGCCCUGCAUCAAUCAUCGGAAGGCACACUCGAGAGAGACUGUGAAGUGAGGCAAACAGCCACAGCUGUCUCGAAGCUGUUGCUGGCAUUCCUGAUUCCCCUCAUGGUGAUUGCGGGAAGCUACAUCCAAAUUAGUGUCAGCCUGAGGAACAGGAGUCGAAAGAGGAUGCGGCAGAGCAUCAAGUUAAAUGGCACAUUAAUUGGAUCAAAUCAUGAUGAGGCAUCAAGAGCUCCAAGUACGACUAAUAUCUCUCUAAAGUCUCUUGCUUUUGGCCGCUCGCUGUCCCUGACAGCUGCACCCUUGUCCCCAACCAACUCAUUCAGUCUCAACAAUCACAACCAGCUUUCCCAGAGCUUCACCAAGAUGGUGACAUUUGUGAUUGCGGUGUUUGUCUUAUGCUGGGCUCCUUAUCACAUCUUCUGCAUGAUUGAGGUGUCCGCCCUGUACUAUCGGGAAAACCUCAAAGUGGUGGAGGUGGGACUGCAUCUCGCCACGACAUUUGCAUUCUUAAAUCCAGUGUUGAAUCCCAUUCUGUACGCCUUUAGCUGCCCACAUUUUUGCGAGAGGAUAAGACAAAGCUUGGGAGUUGUCUUUGAUGGACUCGUAGAGGAGGGAGGAGGAAAACGAUUGGCUCCGGCAUUCAGUACACGAGCUAAUAAGAGGCCCAAAAGGAGUCGCGGUCGCUGCUUUGCUUCAUCUGGGUCACCGGAGACUCCACAAUCCCCUCAGACGUUGCCUGGCCCCUCAGCAUUCUUUCCUGCUACCGACGAUUAAUAGGGCCUCAAGGAUGUCCACAAAGCAUUCAGACUGUGAAUCAAACAAUGAAACUUACCGUACUUGAUGUCUGGUUUGGUGAAAGACUUUCGUCGUCUGUUUUAUGAAUGAUCGUCAUCCAUGUUGACACAUCUGUUUUGCAUGUACAGCAUAAAUAAUAAACAUGGGUAACACAUGAGUAUUCAAA